Suillus discolor is the source of this 608-nucleotide messenger RNA. RefSeq lists its product as uncharacterized. Bases 141 to 320 code for a protein of 59 amino acids. Lineage: Eukaryota; Fungi; Basidiomycota; Agaricomycetes; Boletales; Suillaceae. The transcript has a single exon. The record is from RefSeq and is a predicted model, not a curated record.
AUGAUCUCGGGAACAUAGCCUAUCGAAUUCUCCAUCCGAACAUCCGAAAUCACCGAAAAAUCGUUAAGAUAUGACCAACGAUCUGUCAACUACCGUCCAAUUGAGCGUUCGGCUGAAUUUUCGAUGUCACCGUCAAUUCGAUGGCGGAUGAGCGUACAGCGUCAACGAUGAAUUGGUUGAACUCCGCGUUACGUAGCUCCCUCAAAAGUUCUACCAUUGUCAGUCAGGUUCAAGUUCGGCAGUGGGCUUUGAUGGAUCCUGAACGUGUUCGCGCUGUCCCACUUUUUCUUCCUCCGCCUUCUCACUGUCCUGUCCCGUAGACCAAAAGGCCUCCCUCAAAACCAACAGUUAAGUUUCGUGACCUGGACAGUACUCUUUUCGAUGUCGAUCUCGAUAGCAACGGUCAGAAAAGGAAACACGACAACUCCGAGUCGCAAGCAGAGGCUAACCCGGAGCCGCAGGACUCUAAUUCAGACUCGGAGGACAAUUGGUUGGAGGAGAGCGAGGACCCAGAGAUUGAGCGUGAUCCAAUGUACAGGUCUUGUGAUACGAGAGUACUUGUGGGUAGCGAGGAUGCUCAUCUUGAUGCUCCUCGAUUGUUGGACUUA